Messenger RNA from Solanum stenotomum, 1093 nucleotides. RefSeq lists its product as uncharacterized. NCBI's taxonomy places the organism in Eukaryota, Viridiplantae, Streptophyta, Magnoliopsida, Solanales, Solanaceae. Bases 95 to 853 code for a protein of 252 amino acids. The transcript is spliced from 3 exons. The record is from RefSeq and is a predicted model, not a curated record.
GUGGUAAAAUAGAAUCAGGACUCCUCUAAAUUCCAAACUAUUUAACCUCUACUGCUCUAACUCCCCUGCUUUCAUUCAUUGAGAAAGAAAAAAAAUGGAUCUUCAAGAGUGGGAACUUCUUUCUGAUAAUGGACUUCUUGAAGUACUCCAUGAUGAUAGAGACAAGUUUUUGUCUAUGGAGUAUGCUUCUGAUUCCAAAAGAGUGCCAAAUCAACUAGUAAUUCCAUUACUAAUUCAACAAGAACCAAGUAUACAAAAACCUCAAGAAGAUGAAGAAGUUAUUAAAGAAGUUAUCACCAAGGUUCAACUUGAGGAUGAGGAAGAUAAAAAGUCACAAGUUUUCUUCAAGAAAAUGAAGGAAAGUGAAUUUGAAAACAUGAAAUUGGAUUCACCCAAGUUUAAUAACAAGACUAGUUCUGUGUCUCAAAUUGAUUCAAUGAGUUUCCCCUUUGAGGAUAAAGUUGAAGUCUUGGAAGUUGAAAAGGAGAGUUUGAUCAAGAAAAGGGAAAUUAAUGAAGAGAACAAUAAUGGUGGAAUUAAUCUAUGGAACUGGAGAUUGACUGGAAUUGGUGCUAUUUGUUCAUUUGGGGUUGCAGCUGCUGCUGUUACAAUUUACAUCUUUAUUGGAAAUCAUCAAAAACAGAAACAGCAUAAGCAGAAUCAGAAGCUAAAAUUCCAAUUUUCUGAUGACAAGAAAAUGAAGCAAGUGGCUCAGCAGCCUGCAACAAAACUGAAUGAAGCAAUUCGUGGAGUAAGAGGAUCAGUUCCUAUAACGAAGAAACACAUCACAGACGUUGAAGGAUUACUUUUACGCUCCUUAGAGCAUAUUCAAGACUGUUUAUCAGCUUCUUGAAUCGUUUUUACGUUCCAUUAGCCAUAGUGGAUCAAACAACGGGUUUGCAGGUUCAACACUACCUCGAUAUUUAACCUUAUAUAUAUGUAAAACUAUAAUAAGUGUAGGUGAAUUUAGAUCUCAACUUAGAACUCACAACAUCUAAAUUGUAGAUCCUAGUGAUUACUAUACAUGUUGUAUAUGUAUAUUGUAUUCCAAUUUCCAUGAGUUUGUACUAAUUAAGUUCAAUUGUACUGAAAA